Ylistrum balloti is the source of this 1058-nucleotide messenger RNA. RefSeq lists its product as uncharacterized. Lineage: Eukaryota; Metazoa; Mollusca; Bivalvia; Pectinida; Pectinidae. Bases 1 to 912 code for a protein of 303 amino acids. The record is from RefSeq and is a predicted model, not a curated record. The transcript has 3 exons.
AUGGCUGAUGUUGGAAGCCUUCUGAAGUGUGCAGAUUGCGGGGUGCUUUUUUUCUCCCGACAAGCAUUCCUUCAGCACGAGUGUCACAAAGCCUUGAAUUCCAUCAAAACUGAAGGGCAUGUGACAGAGAAUGAUCAUAUCCGAACCAUGUUCCAGUGUGAAAAAUGUAAGGGAUGGUUCUGGGAUGAGGAAAUAUAUGCAAAGCAUGCAUGCCAGCAACUUCAUGAAUCAUCUCAGUCAAAUGAAGGUGAUGCCAGUGCUGCUGAAUCAAGCACAAGCUCAUCCUCCUGUGGACCCACCUCUACUGCCGGACAAGAAAAAGGUAAUUGGACGAAAGCUCAGACCAAACUUCUAAUAUCUUUAUAUAAGGAAAAUGAGGAGAAGGUGUCAAACGGUCUAAUGACCAAAAAAUGUCUCUGGCAGAAGAUAUCAAAUUCCUUUAGAGAAAAGACCUACAACUACACACCCGACCAGGUCAGUGGGCGAUGGAAGACCAUCACUCGUGCAUAUAAAAGCAUCAAAGACCACAAUAAAAAGAGUGGGAAUUCGAAAAAAAAUUAUGAAUAUGAAGAAGACCUUGAUGAUUUAAUGGGAGAUUGCCCCACAAUUAGUCCUGUUACUAUCAGUUCUCAAAAACGAAAGCAGCCUGAAGCUUCAAGCCAAGAUGAAGAUGACGAUGAAAUAGUAGAUCAAGAUCAAGACAGCUCUAGCUCUGAAGCUUCCAUCCCUAAAGAAGCAAGCAGGAAAAAAGUAAAGAAAUCAAAGUCGUCUGAAGUAAUGGACUUACUAAAAUUGCAUACUCAACAGCAGCAGGAGUUUCGAAAGGAAGAAGCUGCACGCAAGGAUAAAAUGCACAAAGAAAAAAUGGCCUUACUUUCUACACUGGUGCAAUCAUUGCAGCAAAAAAAAUGAUUUUGCCAAGAAAUGUCAGUUGCAUUGUUAAGACAGGUCUGUCAUUUUCAGAAAAAAUUACGUUCUAUGAACAUGAUGAAUGCACUUGAUCUAAUGUUUUGUUAUAAUAUGUAUGUAUCUGUUGGCAACAUUUAUUUUGUACCAUA